Ruditapes philippinarum (Manila clam) is the source of this 1511-nucleotide messenger RNA. RefSeq lists its product as uncharacterized. The record is from RefSeq and is a predicted model, not a curated record. NCBI's taxonomy places the organism in Eukaryota, Metazoa, Mollusca, Bivalvia, Venerida, Veneridae. Bases 23 to 949 code for a protein of 308 amino acids. The transcript is spliced from 6 exons.
AGAUCGUUGAAUACAUUCAAAUAUGAUUAUUGAUCUAAAGAUUCUUGCGUGUUUGGCAUUGUGUGUUGUCAUGGUACAAGGGAGACAUCUGGAUCUCUCUGAUAUUACACGAGAAUUACUUAUGGAAGCAUUGUUCGAACGGGACUACUAUGGGAAAGUUCCUAACCAAACGAAGAAGGACUAUGAGGGGAAAGGGAAAGUGCCUUAUAUUAUAAAGAAGGACUAUGAGGGGAAAGGGAAAGUGCCUUACAUUAUAAAGAAGGACUAUGAGGGGAAAGGGAAAGUGCCUUACAUUAUGAAGAAGGACUAUGAGGGGAAAGGGAAAGUGCCUUACAUUAUAAAGAAGGACUAUGAGGGGAAAGGGAAAGUGCCUUAUAUUAUGAAGAAGGACUAUGAGGGGAAAGGGAAAGUGCCUUACAUUAUAAAGAAGGACUAUGAGGGGAAAGGGAAAGUGCCUUACAUUAUGAAGAAGGACUAUGAGGGGAAAGGGAAAGUGCCUUACAUUAUGAAGAGGGAUCCGGAAGGAGCAACACUAGAGAGAGGAAAAACCCAAGCACUGGCAGAUUUUGAAAGAGAAACGUCUUGGUCAAACAAAAAUGGAGAAACGUCUCAAAAAACUUUACUUCACCACAUUAAGGAUUUCGUUGGGGGCGAUUGCGGCGAAUUAUUUAAAAACACAUACUAUGGUCUUGUAGGAAAGAAGAAAGAAGAUCAAUAUACUGAUACUGAUUUAGCUACAGGGGUCAGCCGCAAACGUGCAAAAGAAGAAGAAACGGACGCAAAAAUAUUAUUGGAUGCAUUGACAGUAGCGGCCGCAGAUGCCCAUGAUUGCUUGCUUGGUCAGCAAGAUGCUUUUGUUGGGGACGGAAGGGAAACAGUUGAUGAUGUGGCAACCACGGACACUCCUGUGUUUUCGAGGAAGGCUACAUUACAAGGAGAUUGGAAUUAAAAGUUGACAACUUACACAUUUUCUUUUUAUCUUAAAUAUAAAUAAAAACAUCUUGAAAUAUGUGUAUAACCUUAUAUUAUUCACAUGAUCACUUUAAUCUUCAACGUAUGCUAAAUUGAAAACAGGAGUUAUUAUUUUAAAGGUUUCAACAAAUUUUGACUGGUGUAUUCUUUAUUUUCAUGUUAGAAAGAAGAAAAGAAAACACUUCAACACUUUGUCAUGGUUCAAAGUGAUUGUAAACAUCUUAAACCUUCAAUCUUGUUCGUGGACAUUUAUUUAUUAAUCAUCUUUUAUAUAAUUGAUAAUAAGUUGCAAACAAUGUAUUAAUACGUUCACAAUUUACCAAUACUAACUGUAUAACGCCAAUUGCAUAACGAAUAUUUAAGCGUAUACAAAUGCACUAUGUAUGACUAAUCAAACCCAGUAAUAUUUAAUUCUCCUUUUUUGCAGAUAAAUCAAAGACGAAGGAACCGUUGCAGAAAAUACACCUUCGACUACAAAUAACACAAAUAUCAUGCUUCAAAUAUUGUAAAAUUAAACUUAUGAACUGUUGAGACUGUGA